GGGCACGUGAGGGAGGAGAGCCCGGAGAACGCCAGGCUGUCUUCUGUCAGUGCCAAAUCCACCCAUAAGAAACGGCACAGCAACUCCAGUGAAACGUCCAGCGGGGAUGGGGACAGUGACCAGGAGCAGGUAAUGGCAGUACCUGGUGUGCCUGAGGUGACAAGGGGAGCUUUGAGCACCCGCAUUACAGUCAGCCUACAUUUAGAGCAGGUUAUCUUCAUUUCUUUGUGUGUUCCCUCACAAUCAGUGGGGAGACAGCCCUGUCUUUCCAAGACUGAAAGCUGCUUGGUUGUGCUUGCUGGCAGUUAUUUGCAAACAGUUGGAAUUGUGAGAGUGCUGAAGUUCUAGAUCAGCACCCAUGGUUUCCUCAUGUCAACAGUGCCAGUGCCGUUAGAGCCGCUGGUUGCUGCCUUCAGGCUGUAGGAAGAGGGCAUCUGGAUGUGAUUUAAUGGCAGUGGCUGUGAUUGCUAGACAUACGUUUUAAUUGGCUUCUUGCCAGUAUGAGUUCUUCUGUGGAGAUGACUGAAGAGCAGAAAGAGGGUGCUUUCUCCAAUUUCCCUAUCUCUAAAGGGACCAUUCAGCUUCUUCAAGCUCGAGGAGUGACAUACCUGUUCCCUGUGCAAGUGAAGACCUUCAACCCAGUAUAUUCUGGCAAAGAUGUAAUUGCUCAGGCACGAACUGGAACUGGGAAGACUUUCUCUUUUGCUAUUCCCCUAAUUGAAAAGCUUCAGGCGGACUCACAGGAAAGAAGAAGAGGCCGUUCACCAAAAGUUCUGGUUCUUGCUCCAACAAGAGAGCUGGCAAACCAGGUUGCCAAAGAUUUCAAGGACAUAACGAGAAAGCUCACAGUAGCUUGUUUUUAUGGAGGAACACCAUAUAACGGACAAAUUGAUCUCAUUAGAAGUGGAAUUGACAUUUUGGUUGGCACACCUGGUCGAAUCAAAGAUCAUCUUCAGAAUGGCAAGCUGGACCUUACCAAGGUGAAACAUGUCGUCCUUGAUGAAGUUGACCAAAUGUUGGACAUGGGAUUUGCUGAGCAAGUGGAGGACAUCUUACGAGUUGCGUACAAGAAAGAUUCUGAAGACAAUCCCCAGACGCUACUGUUUUCUGCAACAUGCCCAAAUUGGGUGUAUGACGUGGCUAAAAAAUACAUGAAGUCUAAAUAUGAGCAGGUUGACUUGAUUGGGAGAAAAACUCAAAAGGCUGCUACAACAGUAGAACAUUUGGCUAUAGAGUGUCACUGGUCUCAGAGAGCUGCAGUUAUUGGAGAUGUCAUUCAGGUCUACAGUGGCAGCUACGGGAGGACCAUUGUAUUUUGUGAAACCAAAAAGGAUGCAAAUGAACUGGCUCUGAAUGCAUCAAUCAAGCAGGAUUGCCAGUCAUUGCACGGUGACAUUCCUCAGAAGCAAAGAGAGAUCACGCUGAAAGGUUUUAGAAAUGGUGCAUUUAAAGUUUUGGUUGCAACCAAUGUAGCUGCCCGUGGUUUAGAUAUCCCUGAAGUUGACCUAGUUGUACAGAGUUCACCACCAAAGGAUGUGGAGUCCUACAUCCAUCGUUCUGGACGCACGGGUCGAGCUGGCCGUACUGGGAUCUGUAUCUGUUUUUAUCAGCGGAAGGAAGAAAAUCAGUUAAGAUACGUGGAAGUAAAAGCGGGCAUUACGUUCAAGCGCGUUGGUGUUCCUACUGCAACAGAUAUAAUAAAAGCUUCCAGCAAAGAUGCUAUCAGAUGUCUGGAUUCUGUUCCUCAAACUGCUAUUGAGUAUUUCAAAGAGUCUGCUCAGUUGCUAAUAGAAGAAAAGGGACCAGUGAAUGCCUUGGCUGCAGCUCUAGCACAUAUUUCAGGUGCUACUUCCAUUGAACAGCGCUCCCUGCUGAACUCAGACGUGGGAUUUGUUACAAUGGUACUGCGCUGCUCUGAAGAAAUAAACAAUAUGAGCUAUGUUUGGCGAAGACUACGGGAACAGCUGGGGGGUGAUGUUGACAGAAAGGUGAACAGAAUGCGUUUCAUCAAGGGAAGAAUGGGUGUGUGCUUUGAUAUUCCUGUAGCAGAUCAAAAGGACAUAGAGGAAAGAUGGGAAGAUUCAAAGCAGUGCAGUCUGUGCGUGGCAAAUGAAUUACCUGAACUAGAAGAAUCCCAGCGAGGAGGAGGAGGAGGAGGAGGAGGAGGAGGUGGAAGUAACAGAAGCUUCUCAGGCUCCAGGAAUGGGCGGCGGGGUGGCUCGGGAAGAAACAGAUUCAGAAGCAGGGGCCAGAAACGAAGCUACGACAGAGCGUUUGAUCGCUGACCUCAGAAGCCAGGAGUGGAGAAGCAGGACAGCAGUAUUUUAUAAUAUGUUAAAAUAGGCCGUUCCUGUGUCUGUUUGUACCACUUCAAAAAAAGUCAUGCAUUUUUUUUUGGAGGUUUUUUCUUCAGUACUACUUUGGUCAUAAACAAGAUCAUGUUGUUCACUUAAAAAAAGGCAACCGUUUCCUUUCUUUCUUUACUGCCAUUUCAUCUGUGUGUAAAACCUCCAUCUCUGUUCCAGAAUAUGUGUGUCGCAUCCAAACCUGUAGCCCAGCUCACUGUAUAAAAUAUAGAUCUUAACUGAUGGCCAAACCUGUACAUUUUCCAAAAAGGUUACAAAAAAGUAAAAUAUUAUUUUACAAAUUCA
Gallus gallus (chicken) is the source of this 2651-nucleotide messenger RNA. RefSeq names its product DExD-box helicase 21 (gene DDX21). Lineage: Eukaryota; Metazoa; Chordata; Aves; Galliformes; Phasianidae. The record is from RefSeq and is a predicted model, not a curated record. The transcript has 14 exons. Bases 501 to 2285 code for a protein of 594 amino acids. Gene Ontology annotation, molecular function: RNA binding; RNA helicase activity; ATP binding.